CGUCAGUUUCAAUUACGGGAGAGUCGAAGUGUGAAUGCACACGAGGUGCCGGAGCACGGUUUGCUUUAUUGGCCCGAGUGCAGAGCGAAAGAGACCAUCAACGCAAGAGCGACGAUAUACACGCGAUAAAACAAGGUGCAAAGAAGGUAAAUUGUUGUUUGAAAUUGAAACCCCAGUGGCGGCAACAUAAUCCUCUGGUCUGGUUGGCUGCAGUCGACCAUUCAGUUCAGUCUGUUCUGUGGCUCCAUUCGUGUCGCGUGCUUUUGGUGGUAUGCUCCUCCCAUCGUAUCGGUGUGUUAUCCUGUAGGGACUCUGUGCUGAAGUGCUGGUUGUUGAAUAACAGUGUUAUCUAUCGGUGAUUAGUGGUUGUUUGGAAGUUACAACAAAUUGGUGUCUUGAGAGACGAUUGAUAAGGGAGCGAAGAAUUUCAAGUGACUGUGUUGAACUUUCGUAAAAGUAGCCACCAUUUUUCCCUUCGACAUCUUCAACUUGUACUCCGCCGAUCUGGAGCAACGGAGCAGCUCGCUAAGCCUGGAGGCAAACUGCCUUAAAAGGCGAAAAUGCAACAGCGACAUGGAGCGGGAUCGUGACCGAGAUCGUGACCGGGAACGGGCCGAGCGGGCGUCUGUCGGCGGAGAGCGCGAUGUGAAACCCCCGAUGGAGCCGCGAGACCUUUCGGCAACGAGGUUGUUCUCCGCGACGCAGAUCAAAAUUAGCACUUCUCCCACCACGUCACCGACGAUCUCGAACUCGUCCUCGCCGACACCGACGCCACCGAUUCCGGCCGUCUCGCCUGCCGUCUCGGGAGUGGGCAGCGGGUACCAUCACUCGAACCACAAGCAGAUUACAGGGAUACCGUGCGUGGCCGCUGCCUCCAAGUACACAGCCCCGGUGCAUAUCGACGUCGGUGGUACGAUUUAUACCAGCUCGCUGGAAACUCUGACAAAAUAUCCAGAUUCUCGGCUGGCAAAACUUUUCAACGGCUGCAUCCCGAUUGUUUUGGACUCGCUUAAACAGCACUACUUCAUCGAUCGCGAUGGCGGCAUGUUUCGGCACAUUCUCAACUUCAUGCGCAACUCCAAACUUCUGGUCGCCGACGAUUUCCCCGAUCUCGAACUCCUCCUAGAGGAAGCCAAAUAUUUCGAUAUUGUUCCUAUGAUCAAACAAAUUGAGCAGAUAAAAAAGGAACGUGCACGCAGUGGGAAUGGGCUUCCUCCGUUUGGGAGUAGCCGACAGAGAAGUAAGUCUGCUUCCCCGCAGGACGCCAACCAUGACGUAGUGGCACUGCACAUCUCACCGGAUUUGGGCGAAAGGAUUUUGAUCUCAGCGGAACGUGCGAUUCUGGAUGAAGUAUUUCCCGAGACUAAUCAAGCUAUCCUAGAUGCUCGAACAGGGGCCGCAUGGAAUCAGUUCGAUGGAAGGCAAGUCAUUCGAUUCCCUCUGAAUGGAUACUGCAAACUGAAUUCAAUUCAGGUGUUGACCCGUUUGCUGAAUGCGGGUUUCAAUGUAGAGGCAAGCACAGGUGGAGGCGUUGAAACGCAGCAGUUCUCCGAGUAUUUACUCGUUCGUAAGAGUUCAAUGUGAUAAUCUAAGUUAAACUGGUAAAUAUAGAGACAGAGAGAAAAGGUAAAGAGGAACGCUCAAAGGAACAUUCUAUGAUUGAAUGUUUGAAACAUGUUUUAGCUAACUUUUAGCAAGCUGCGCUUAUUUUUAUUUAUUAUACUUCUAACAGUCGAAAGAGUCGAUCGUGUCGAUAACAAAAUGAACUAUGUCCAUUUUAAUGUAGUAUCAAGUGAACUAAAGGAUUAUGGGAGCGAAACAGAUAAACAGUGGCAAACAAUUGUUCAAUUAAGGAAUACUUACUAUUAACGUGCGUAAAUAAGGCAUCUAAUUGAAAAUUAGUGUAAUUAGAAAAUUAAAAAAAAAGACAACUGAAAUAUAAUCACACUUUAUGUUACCUCUUUUAAGUAAGUGACAUUGGAACUAAACUAAUAAAAAUCUUCAUCUCCUA
Molecule: messenger RNA, 2011 nt
Organism: Aedes aegypti (yellow fever mosquito)
Lineage: Eukaryota; Metazoa; Arthropoda; Insecta; Diptera; Culicidae
Gene: twz
Product: BTB/POZ domain-containing protein kctd15
Exons: 4
Coding region: 574-1584 (336 amino acids)
Biological process (GO): protein homooligomerization
Molecular function (GO): protein binding
Source: RefSeq, a predicted model, not a curated record